This is a messenger RNA of Phycomyces blakesleeanus NRRL 1555(-), 2382 nucleotides long. RefSeq lists its product as hypothetical. The record is from RefSeq and is a predicted model, not a curated record. Lineage: Eukaryota; Fungi; Mucoromycota; Mucoromycetes; Mucorales; Phycomycetaceae. The transcript has a single exon. Gene Ontology annotation, molecular function: protein binding. The coding region runs from base 63 to 2069 and encodes 668 amino acids.
AAUAAAUUAAAAAAAUAAAAUAAAAAUAGAUAAAAAGGUCGAAGGAUCCACAUUGUAAUAUUAUGUCAUUUUUACGAACAAUUGGAAAGGCAUGGCCGCUCAUUCAGCGUGUGCCUAUUCGAUCUAGCUGGGUAACAAGUACUUCAGCUGCAGGUCCAGCUGUCACUCGACGAUUUCAAAACAUUCAUCGCCAUUCGCUUCAUACAACUCCCUGUACUCAAUUAUUCAUACCUGCAUACUCUCAACCCGAAAAAGAGGCAAGAACAAAAGCCCCUGUGCUUCAAAACAUCCCAAUCCAAAAUGUUUGGGAAGAGUUUCUCGAACGAGUAAAGAACGACGACGACAUUACCGAAGACUACCUAAUUCUCGUCUGCCGUCAUAUUAAACGAGACGGACGUUCAGAAUCCAUCCCGAUGAUGCAAACCGUGAUGCGAGAAAUCAACAAGCGAAAAGAAGAGAAGAAUUUGGCUAAAGCAUUUACAAUCGGAUGCAACAUGCUGAUCCAUCUAUUUAUCAAUAAAGAGGAUCUUCAAUCAGCUCGUACGAUCUUUUACAGAAUGUCAAAGAUGAAUACCCAACCGAAUGAAGUUACCAUAACAACGAUGAUCAACGGUAUUGCCAAGCUUGGAACAACUCAAGACUUGCAUGACUUUUACGAGUUAUUUACUGACGAAGAAAAGAAGACAUGUUCGGCAGAUGUCUACAAACGUUUUAUUAUUGCAUUUGGAGAACGAGGUGAUCUUGCGAAUGCCCGAAAAUACCUUGAUCUGAUGUCCGAGAACAACCAAAUCAAGGAAGAUUCUCCAUACAACACCAUGCUGACAUUCUAUGAAAACAUAAAUGACCAUGCGAAGGCCGUGGAUGUAUUUGAAGCCAUGAUCAAGCAUGAUGUUAAGCCCACCGAACACACUUAUGCCAUCCUCCUGGCUACCCUCAAGAAAUGUGAAGAAAUCGAAAAAAUGGAUGAAGUUUAUCAACAUAUGCUUCAGAGUGGCACUAUCCCCAACUCUGGACAUUUGCUUGUCAUGGGAAUGAGUCCCGAAAUGGCCUUGGAUGAGCUUAGACGAUUGAACGUUAAUACAUCGACCCGUGACUACAACGCCUGUAUUGCUAUAACAGUUCGACAAAAUAGAUUUGAUCAGGCCUUAAGGAUGUUCAGGAAGAUGGCUAAAGACAAUGUGAGCCCAGAUGUGUUCAGUUAUGCUAUUGUUAUCGAUGCUAUUGCCAAGGACGACACCCAGGAUGCCGACCUUGCAUUUGAACUGUUUGAUGAAAUGAGAAACCGAGGAAUCAGGUCUGAUGUCGUUCUCUACACAUCUCUGAUCAGCUUGUGCUCUCGCAAAAAUGACAUGCCCAAUAUUAUGAGAUUGUUGCGAGAUAUGAAAGAAUCAGGAGUCAAGCCCAAUAUAUACACAAUCAACACCAUUAUUGGGUCGCUAUUGAACAAACAUAAGCUUCACCCAAAGGAUAUUGAAAUUGCAGACUCUAUGUGGACACAAAUCGAAUUGAACAACUUAAACCCAGACACUCGUACAUACAACAUGUUAAUCUCCUUACUUUCUCGUAAAAUAAAUCCGACUCGAAAGAUGGGCGAUCCAUACAUACAGAACAAUAAAUACGAGGAAAUGCCUUUCGAGAUGAAGCGUAUUCUUAGAUUGUUUAAAGAGAUGAAGUCAAGAAGAAGUAAAUCAACUCGACCUGAUUUCAUUACCUAUACAGUCGUGAUUAACUCCCUGGUCGGCUGCGGACAACUUAAACAAGCAGUACUGCUACACGAAGAGGCCAGGUCAUACCGAAUUAAUCUGUCAUUAAGCGCAUACAACAAUUUGAUGGAUGGGUUGGAAAAGACAUCGCAGAUGACACAAGUAAUGACAAUCUGGCAUUACAUGAAGACCCAAAAUAUUCUUCCAGAUGAUGAUACCUAUGGAAUCGUACUAGAGUCCUGUCGCACACUUGGUUUGACUGAUGCUUUCUCCAGCAUUCGUAUGCAGCGCAAAGCAGACUUUGCUCGUCUAUCAGAGCUAGAUAGCAUAAGGGCAAAGCGUCCAGGACAACUUUCAAUGAUGUAGCGCCGACUUUGUCAAUCAUACAUACACACAUUAUCAUACUCACUCACGCACACACUCACACACACUCAAGGAACCCACUCUAAUUAGGAGAUCUGUUUUAAUUUUAUUUAAACGAAUUUAGAAUAGUAAAAAUAGACAAAAAUCAUCCAAUUCUAGAAACUCAAAUCUUAUUUUAAAUCUUGUUCCAUGUUGCACCAAAGCUACCUCCACUAUUUCCCUAAUAUGUUAAGCUUUAAUACUUUGUUUGUACUGGUUUAAUACAUACAUACAUACAUACAUACAUAAAUACAUAAAUACACACGCGUACACAUAU